GGAAUUGGCACAGGCAAAAUGACAAAAAAGAAAAAAAAAAAAAAAGAGAAAAAGAAAGAAUAGAUAAAGGUUUAGGAGGGGUUUGUGCUCUUUAUGCAAAAAAGCAGAGAGGCCUCCUGAGGCAUGUUGGAUGCUAUAAGAACACUAUCAUAAUGAUGACCCACAGUUCCUCUAAAACACAUAUAGUGAUUUCUCUCGCACAUUAAAUGAGCAACAAUGGUCAUUUCACGGCGCAUCACAGAAGGUCAAUAAAGGAGCUCUGCCUAAUGCAAAAUGGAAAAUGGGACAUAUUUUUACUUCAUGUUGUUUGAAAAUCUUGGGUACAUAAGAUAUGGUUUCUUCAGUUUAGGAUUUAUGCUGUACUGUGCUAUCAUAUUAUUUAAUGUCCUUAUAAUGCUUGCAAUAUUUCUGGAAAGGACUUUACACCAGCCCAUGUAUAUUCUUAUUUUGUGUUUGUCUGUCAACUCUAUGUUUGGAACUGCUGGCUUUUUCCCAAGAGUACUGACAGACUUGCUAUCUGAUACACACUCAAUCUCUCUUGAAGCAUGUGUCUUACAGUGUAUUGUCAUUUUCAUGUAUGCCGCAAAUGAAUAUAUGAUAUUAAUGAUAAUGGCAUUUGACAGAUUUGUUGCAAUCUGUAAACCCUUACGAUACCACAACAUAAUUACACCAAGGUUUUUGACUGUUUCAGUAGUUAUAAACCUGGCCUAUCCAAUGAUUUUACUUACAAUUAAUGGUUUUUUAAGUACAAAACUGAAAAUUUGUGGUAACAAAUUAUUUAAAGUGUACUGCCACAACUAUGAAGUAGUCAAGCUUUCUUGUGAAAAAACAAUAAUUAAUAAUGUUUUUGGCUUGGUUAUAUUAAUCACAACUACUGUAAUACCUUUAAGUUUAAUAUUAUAUUCUUAUAUAAGAAUUAUUAUCAUUUGUCAAAGAAGCUCAGCACAGUUCAAGAGCAAAGCAUUUCAAACUUGUAUUCCACACAUAGUGGUCCUUUUGAAUUUCUCAAUUGCUAUUAUUUCUGAGGUCACUUUGAGUCGAAUUGUGAAUUUAGAACUUCCUACAGGGCUGUCAGUUUUCCUUUCACUGGAGUUUCUUAUUAUCCCACCCAUCCUGAACCCCCUUGUUUAUGCUUUAAACCUGCCUGAUAUUCGCAAAAAAAUUAUUUGUCUUAUAAACCCCUUCAGAUAGUGUCACAAGUAUGUUCUGUUUUUCCCUUUGUGUCUGCCUGAGUUCCAGUUUGUCUCCAAGAUCACGAAUCAGUUAAUCAUUCUGUGCAGGUGUUUUGUGUUAAUGAUUACUCCCUGCAUUUAUAAGCCCUGUGUUUCCUCAUUGUCCUGUCUCAUUAACUCAUUGUGGUAGUAUUCUGAGUUCUCCUACAAUUUCUCUGUUUAUCCAUUGUGGAUUUAAUGAAGACUGCUUUGUGUUAUGCUCCUACGUUUUCUGUGAGGGGUAGGAUUAGGGGUAGGGUUAGCACUAGGAGGUAGAAUAUACAGUUUGUACAAUAUAAAAUAGUUUUGUCUAUGGAAUGUCCCCAUAAAACAUGAAAACCAAACAUGUGUGUGUGUAUACUUUAACCAUGUAGCUCAUUAUUAUAUCCACUUUACAUCCAAUAUUGUGUAACUGACUGUCCACUAUAUGUGCUAAGGUUAGUGUGUCUCCCUCCAUUCUAGAAGGAAACAAGAAAUGAGCACAAAGAUGAAUCCAGCUACUUAUUUGUUUGUUACAAAUUGACACAUGAGCCUCCCCUUUAAAUUAUGGAAUGCUUUCUUAAGCCCUCUAUGUCUAUGGUGCUGUUUGCAACAAGCACUGUUAGAAUUGAAUAAAGAAAUUCAUUUUCUUUAUUUUCUCUCCCAUCUAUAAUGAUAGAACAAAUUGGUUUAAAUCAUCAUCAUCAUCAUCUUGGAUAAGUUUCUUUCAUUUAAGUUUUGCAACUAAAUCACCAAAUACAGGCACUAGUGUGCAAAUGUGGAUAUUUUACAUGUCCUAAAGAUAAUAAACUCUUCAUCCUCUUUUUACAGAAACUAUGAUCCAGCUCGGAUUAUAAAUAUCCCAGGCUACAACAGAUAAAGGUUUCCAGAAAGAGUAACAACUUUUGAGCAUACAACUUUUAAUAUAGUUUUAUCAUUAGAAAGUCUUCUUGCUUGGGAAUCAUCAGAGCUGGACUGGGGGAAAAAAUCAGCCUACCACAUUAAUGUUUUGCUGGGGUUAUGGCAUUUAAAUUUGAAUAAAUAAGUUAACAAGAGAGACAAAAUUAAAAACCCAAAGCAUUUGUUAGAGUGAAUGUGUUAAACAAUAUUCAUUUUGCAUUAUAUUUGUAUACAAUGCUUUACUAUGUGCAAUAAACAAAAUAUUGUUUGUUUUUUGAGCAUGUGUUUUGUUCUGUUGUUGCAACAAACCUGCCAUCACGGUCACUGAUUUGAGCUGUAAGUCUCUUAUCAUGCUUUUUCCCUCUUUGUGUUGCUGAUGAUACCCGGGUAGGUAAUUUAAUUAUUAUGUACAAAAAGUAGAGUGUUGUUUGUUCUGGAGCGCAUAUGCUUUGUUUUUGUUGUAGCAACAAACCUGGCAUCACGGUCAAUGAUUUGGAGCUGUACAUCUCUUAUUGUGACUCUUUCCCUGUUCAUGUGGCUGAUAAUACCUGGGUAGGUUGAUUGAUUUAUUAUGUGCCAUAAACAGUGCGUUGUUUGUUCUUAAGCAUGUGUUUUGUUUCGUUGUAGUAACAAAUUGGGCAGCACGGUCAUUUAACUUGUGAUAUGAUGUGUCUAAAAUAGAAAACAUUGUGGAGGUAACUGAAUAUUGUGUUUUAAUAUUUUAUAAGAGUAUAAUUAAUUGAAAGGUAUGGUCUAAAUCUAAAUUGUAUAUUUAUAUAGUGUAUGAAAGUAAGUGUAUUUAAAUGUGUAAUUGUGUUUUAGUAGACUUAACUUGGAGCUGAUCAUAUAUUAGACCACUAGGUGCGUCCCAAUUUGUGUACUUGUGCACUAUUCUAUUACGUUUUUAAGUAUAAAUAGUGCGAGUAGUGCAUUCACACUGAAAUUCC
Megalobrama amblycephala (Wuchang bream) is the source of this 3037-nucleotide messenger RNA. Its product is annotated as putative gustatory receptor clone PTE03. The transcript is spliced from 2 exons. Gene Ontology annotation, molecular function: G protein-coupled receptor activity; olfactory receptor activity. The record is from RefSeq and is a predicted model, not a curated record. Gene Ontology annotation, biological process: G protein-coupled receptor signaling pathway. Lineage: Eukaryota; Metazoa; Chordata; Actinopteri; Cypriniformes; Xenocyprididae. Gene Ontology annotation, cellular component: membrane. Bases 274 to 1191 code for a protein of 305 amino acids.